UUUUUAUUCACAAGCUCAUUGUGUGCGUUGCAGCUGGUUGACGAGUAUGGCGUCGUUUGGGUUCGGUAUUGGCGAUGUUAUCCUCGCUUGCCAGGGGGUUAUCUUCGUUUAUCAGCGCUGUAAGAAUGCGCCAAAGGAGAUCGACGAUGUCGCCGAGGAUGUGAAAAGAAUGGAGGCCACACUUGGACUCUUAGGAAGCGUCAUUCGAGACGAGAAAUCCUUUAUCGAAGAUCAUACCGAAGAUAUCGUUUCUAUGAUAACAAACGAGAUCCCACCAUUGAAACACAACGUUAAAAGGAUCAAAAGACUGAUCAGAAAAUGGACAAAAUUCCUCGAGCGGCACUGCUUCCGCGGGCUAAAUUUAUCGUCAUGGAUCUCGGCGACGUCAAGGACUUGAAAUCUGAUCUCACGGAUCACAGAGAAAACCUAGUGUAUGCCAUGCAGGUCAUUAGUUUUAGCCAUGAUGCGGCUCAGAGCGCUCAAGCCAAACAACAAGCAGUUCAGAGACGCCUAGAAAGAGCGAUUGAAGAGAAUGCAAGAAAGUUGAGGGAUGCCAGAGAAGAGUUGCAUCGACGUCAAAUCGAAAAUUUCCAAAAUCGAAUUUAUGAGGUGCUGAAGAAACAGGAGGAGAAAGAACCAAAUUCUGUAUCAGCAAUUGCUAAAAGUGGAAAUACAGUCCUUCUUGGAGCUCUUGAAAGGAAUCUUAUCGAGAGCGGGCUUCCAGCUCAAGACGUCAAGACGCAUAUGGGGAAUUUCCUCGCUAGUCUGCGGCAAGACCUCACACCACAGCCAGCGCAAAACAAGCCUCUCUUGAAUCAUGGUGGAUCACUCAAAGGUCGAACCGGCGUUGCUAGUCCAGUUCCAAAGCCGUCAACACGUCAACAACAUAACUCCAACAAUUCUCCAACUCAGUUUCCAGUUAGACCUAUGCCCAUUACGAGUUCCGAAGGAAUCAAAAUACUCUGUGUUGACAAUUCCAAUGGAGCUCGCUCGAUACUAGCAGCAACAUAUCUUGAAGUCAUGCGAGUUUGGACCAGCAACACGACCAACCGUUGGCUCUUCAAGCGUGUUGCCUCUGCCGGUCUCGCCGUAAGGAACAGCUACACAGAAUCGUACUUCAGAAUUCUCGACCCAGACUCAAGCAAACUCUACAAUGCCGGUGUUCCCCCCGAUACAAGAAUAAUGCCAUCUCUCCUUGCCCCGAAUCUCUACCCCUGGUCCAACGGUUACCCCUCAGAAACCUCUUCAAUAUCGCAGCGCAUGCAAUCUUUCAGUAGCACCGGUAUCACCGAGGCUGACUUUGAUUCUUAUCAUUACAUCAUCUGUUUUAACACUGCUGCUGAAGAAACACUAAAAGGAAUGCUACGCGAAUACCGAAAGAGAACAAAUCAGGGUGCCUUCUCGCCUCAAAUUCGAAUUCUCCCCGGCUGCGAUCCAUUCGAGGUUGCCAGCUCGCUUGCCGAUCCUACCAAGAUGGCGGGAAUGGUAAACUCCAUCAAAUCGGCGAUCAAAGGCUUUUUGACGAACGAGUUCAGAUGGGAUAUCGAUGCUUGCGCUACUGGGACAAGCCGGUUAAGGACCCUACAGAUUGUGCUACAGACUGAGCAGAUGAGACAUUUCUGCAGUGAGGAGAGCAGUAAUCUCAUAAUCUUGAAUCUUGAGGUAAUGAAGAGGUGGAGGGAAAUUACUAUAUGCAGUUUUUGGGUUGCGUUUAAUAGGACAUGGAUUGGGAGGACCGAGUGGUUAGUUUCGAUUAUCGGGAGUCAGGCGACAUUGAAGCAGGCUGAACAGCUUGUAAGGGGUGCGCAGUAUCAAUUGCCGAGGACUUAAGUCAAUAGGCAAACCAACUUCACUCGUCGGCCUUGUUGUCAGGUACCCCGUCUUUUGACAUUUGGUUCUGAUGACUGCCAUCAGUGGCCUGCUCCUUGCUAGGGAUAUUCAAGAAAUUAUCAUUCUCCUUGGUCUUUGUAGUGCCGUUAUACCCAAUCCACGAUCAAAUCAAUCAGUGG
This is a messenger RNA of Mollisia scopiformis, 2009 nucleotides long. RefSeq lists its product as uncharacterized. The record is from RefSeq and is a predicted model, not a curated record. The coding region runs from base 319 to 1830 and encodes 503 amino acids. The transcript has 3 exons. Lineage: Eukaryota; Fungi; Ascomycota; Leotiomycetes; Helotiales; Mollisiaceae.